UUUCAGAUGUACGUACCAGCAUCCCAGUGGUCCAGCGGCUGUACACAAUGUCAUUUCUGCUCGACGUUCUUCCGGCGUUUCGCGAGCGGGACGAUCCGCGCGAGUAAUGAGAGCCGGACCGUAAUCCGCCCGAGGUAUCGCCGAUUGAUAAUUCGUGCGUCUGAGAGAUCGAGCGUAUAUAUCAGAUUACGGCAGAUUAUGAUACACAAGAAGGGGAGGGAUAAAAAAGCACCGUAUUUAAAGAGCGGGUAACGAGGAAUACGAGGAAGCCGAAGCGCAAGAUGCUUUUGAUGAGUCUCGUUUAAUCGCACAUUUAAUCGCACAAGGCCAAAAUGAUAUUCUCUUUAAUCAUUCUGAUCCUUUCGGUGGGAAUCUGCUACAGCAAUCCAGAUGCUAAGAGACUUUACGAUGAUCUGCUCUCAAAUUACAAUCGGCUGAUUCGACCUGUAUCAAACAAUACCGAUACCGUUGUUGUGAAAUUAGGUCUUCGUCUCUCACAACUGAUAGACCUCAAUUUAAAAGAUCAAAUCCUAACGACAAACGUUUGGUUGGAGCAUGAAUGGCAGGAUCAUAAAUUCCAGUGGGAUCCCUUGGAAUACGGUGGUGUCACUGAACUCUACGUGCCCAGCGAACAUAUAUGGUUGCCCGACAUUGUACUUUAUAACAACGCGGAUGGAGAAUAUGGUGUAACAACAAUGACCAAAGCUAUUUUGCAUUAUACCGGCAAAGUGCUUUGGACUCCUCCGGCAAUUUUUAAAUCUUCCUGCGAAAUAGACGUUAGAUAUUUUCCCUUCGAUCAGCAAACCUGUUUCAUGAAAUUCGGAUCAUGGACGUACGAUGGCUUUCAAAUCGACUUAAAGCAUAUUAAUCAAAAGGCGGGCGACAAGGUCGAAGUAGGUAUCGAUCUACGAGAAUAUUAUCCAAGUGUGGAAUGGGAUAUAUUGGGCGUUCCGGCGGAACGUCACAAAAAAUACUAUCCGUGUUGCCUCGAGCCAUAUCCCGAUAUUUUCUUCAACAUAACUUUGCGUCGCAAAACGCUAUUCUAUACAGUAAAUCUUAUAGUGCCAUGCGUCAGCAUCUCUUAUUUGUCGGUUCUGGCGUUCUAUCUGCCGGCUGAUUCUGGAGAGAAGAUCGCGCUUUGCAUCAAUAUCCUAUUAUCCCAGACCAUGUUCUUCUUACUGAUAUCCGAGAUUAUACCAUCCACAUCGCUGGCGCUACCGUUACUCGGCAAGUAUCUACUCUUCACCAUGAUUCUAGUUGGGUUUUCGGUCGUGAUAACGAUUAUUAUUCUGAACGUACACUACCGCAAACCGAGCACCCAUAAAAUGGCACCUUGGGUGAGAAGAGUUUUCAUCAGAAGAUUACCCAAGUUGCUUUUGAUGAGGGUGCCCGACGAUCUUCUCAACGAUCUCGCCGCGCACAAGAUACACGGGAGAGGAAAAUCAGGAAAGAAAAGCAAGUUCAACGCUGCUAUUGCAGCUGCGGCGCAAUCAUCAUCGAUCGUAUCCUCGCCGGAUUCUGCCCGUCACCAACGAAUCGACGGUUGCAACGGUUUACACAGGACAACUGCCCAUAAUCGAUUUCUAGUCGGCAGUUUAGGAUAUAAUGGGCUUCCAACAGUCAUGUCUGGUCUUGACGAGUCACUGAGCGAUGUAACGCCAAGAAAGAAAUACCCCUUCGAGCUGGAAAAAGCUUUACACAAUAUUAUGUUCAUCCAGCAUCAUAUACAACGUCAAGAUGAAUUCAAUGCAGAGGAUCAAGAUUGGGGUUUCGUCGCGAUGGUUCUUGAUCGCCUCUUUCUGUGGAUGUUCACAAUAGCCUCCAUAGCCGGGACCUUUACGAUUCUAUGCGAAGCACCAGCACUGUACGAUGACACGAAGCCAAUCGACAUGCAAUAUUCCUCUGUUGCUCAACAGCAAUACCUCCCAUCCGAUCAGGAAUUAAUGAAUACUAUUGUGUAGGCGUAUUCGUAGGACACGCGAUGUGAUUCUAUUUACUGUAAUGUAUUAUCAACACGCAGGGGAGCGAACUGUCCUUCCGAAUAUAGCAGCAGAAUUGUGAUAGGUCAUGGCCGUGGAACCGAAGAAACAUCGCCAAACGCGAAACGCAGUUCGCGAUUGUUCAUUGCGUACAUUAUGCGAUUUGUACUCGAAAACUCAAAUUAUAUCUAGGUAAAUUUACGGUUUUCGAUUCUAAGACGUAUACCUAUGCGAAAUAUAGUUACGAGAUGCUAGUCUAUUCGGUUCUAGGAACUGGCCUAAAGAUAUAAAUGUAAUUUAAUUCCGAAAGAGACAAUUCGCUGGCUUGCCUUGUGAGCGACGGUUACAACACGAUUAUAUUCCCGAAACAGAUCGUAUUUGUAUUUACUAUUGUACGCGCAAAUAGUGCGCGAAUCGUUCUUUGAUAAUAACGUCUAUUGAUGUUCGCAAUGUUACGGCAAAAGACUUUGCGAUUAGGUAUCAUUUAUAAAAUUUUUGGUAACGUUGAUUAUACGGACGGUAUAUAUAACGGUGAUAUCUUAUUCGCACACAAAAAUUUAACUUAUAUAUAUAUAUAUAUAUAUAUAUA
Pogonomyrmex barbatus (red harvester ant) is the source of this 2568-nucleotide messenger RNA. RefSeq names its product nicotinic acetylcholine receptor alpha2 (gene nAChRalpha2). Gene Ontology annotation, cellular component: postsynaptic membrane. The record is from RefSeq and is a predicted model, not a curated record. Gene Ontology annotation, biological process: monoatomic ion transmembrane transport. Lineage: Eukaryota; Metazoa; Arthropoda; Insecta; Hymenoptera; Formicidae. Gene Ontology annotation, molecular function: transmembrane signaling receptor activity; acetylcholine-gated monoatomic cation-selective channel activity.